Molecule: messenger RNA, 3127 nt
Organism: Larimichthys crocea (large yellow croaker)
Lineage: Eukaryota; Metazoa; Chordata; Actinopteri; Sciaenidae
Product: G-protein coupled receptor family C group 6 member A-like
Exons: 5
Coding region: 157-2856 (899 amino acids)
Biological process (GO): G protein-coupled receptor signaling pathway
Cellular component (GO): plasma membrane
Molecular function (GO): G protein-coupled receptor activity
Source: RefSeq, a predicted model, not a curated record
GAAAAUUCUCUCUGACCUCCAUUGCUAUCAUUCCAGUCAUUUAUGAUUUUAUUUAUCUGUUUUUAGAUAUAUCUAUAUGAUAAAUAUAUGAUUUAUGCCUUCAGUUAUCAUUGUCCCUUUACGUUACCUGCCUAAAAUGUGUAUUAUGUAUUGUAAAUGUGUUUACUGCCACAGAUCCUCAAACACACAAAAAUUUCAUGUGUUUUUACACUUUCCAUUCACAGUUUUGAUCUCGAGUCAUUUGUGAAAUCUUUGGCUGUAAUCCACGAAAUUGAGGAGAUAAACGCAGCUCGCUUCCUCCCAGGAGUGCGACUUGGGUAUAUGAUGUGUGACACAUGCUCAUAUGCGAGUAAAGCAUUGCAGAAUGUGGGGCACAUGCUCGCAGUUAACAUGUCUCUAAAUGUUAAGUGUGACUACACUGACUUCAGGCCCAGAGUCAAGAUCAUUGUAGGAGCAUUGUACUCUGAGGUUUCUAUCGCUGUGGCCAGACUGCUGAACGUGUACAUGGUUACUCUGCUGAGUGGCACAUCGUCCUCACCAGAACUGAGUGAUAAAACACGCUUCCCGGUUUUUAUGCGCACUAUCCCAAGCGAUAAACAUCAGACCAAAGCAGUGGCCAGAUUCAUGCAUCAUUUUGACUGGAACUGGGUCGGUGUUGUGUAUGGGGACGACGACUACGGCAGAGCGGCUUUCCAGAGCUUCCUCAGGGAUGCUGACGUAAAUAGUGUGUGCUUGGCCUACCAGGAGGUGGUGCCUCAUUACCUUGAUCAUGCACACAGCAUGCAACGUAUAAAGGAAGUCGCACAGCGGAUCCGCUCCUCCGAUGCUCAGGUGGUACUACUAAUCCUCAAGGCAGACCUGGUGAAGGCCCUUUUUAAGGAAAUGAUCAGGACCAAAACAUCGAGGACAUGGAUUGCAAGUGAUAGCUGGUCCAGGAACUGGUUUCUUGCCCAAAUGGAUGGUAUUAAUGAGGUUGGGGACAUCUUGGGCUUUACUUUUAUUGCAGGCAAAAGUGAAUCAUUUGAUAAUUAUCUUAAGAAUCUUACAGCAACCCCAGGGGGAUACAACCACUUUAUUGAAGAAUACAAGAACCUGAGAUUCAACUGCACCCCAGAAUGUUUUUCAGACAAGCCACCAUCCUAUUGUCCUGAAGCUAACAUCCUAAAAAUGAAAUCUGAGAAUGCAUGCAAUAUCAAGGAUCCCCAAGAACAAAAUGAUGACUAUCUCGUAACAGCUCUGGAUACAAAUGAAACCCUGUCUAUCAAAAUAGCUGUGUGGGCCAUAGCAAAUGCUCUGAAAAACCUGCUCAAGUGCGACAAUUCCUCUUGCCUGGGAGAAAUUAACUUCCCACCAUGGAAGCUUCUCAAAGAACUGAAAAAGGUUAAGUUCAAGCUUGACGACCAAACUUUCUUCUUUGAUGACCAUGGUGAUUUUGUGAGCGGCUAUGAUCUGAUCAUGUGGGAAAAGGAUGGACAGCACAGAAGAUUUCAAAGGAUUGGGAAAUACCAUAUAUCUGAUGAACAAAUAAAACUUGAUGUGAUGAAUAUCACCUGGCUUUCAACAACCAAUGCCACAAUCCCUCAGUCAAGAUGCUCAGCACACUGCCCCCCUGGAAAAAUGAAGAAGAUCUUGAACGUAUCCUGCUGUUACAGCUGCAUCCAAUGUACAGAGGGGAACUACUCAGAUGCCUGGGAUCUUCAUGACUGCAAAAUGUGUCCCAAUGGAACUUGGUCUGGUAAGGGUUGGAGUCAGUGUAAACCAAGAGAGCUGUCCUACCUGAAAUGGAGCGAUCCUCAUCCUAUCACUAUGAUGUCAGCUGCAGCCUUUGGUGUCUUGCUCUUGUUGGCUAUCUUCGUUAUCUUUAUGGUGUACAGAAAUUCCCCACCUAUGAAAAGAGCUGAGGUGAGAUUGUCCUGCGUUAUGAUGCUUGGUCUUGCAGUGAGCUUUGCAAGUGUGAUAUGCUUCAUGGGCGAGCCCAGUGUACACCUCUGCCGGGCCCGCCAGCUAAUGUAUGCAAUGGGCUUCACUCUUUGUGUAUCCUGCAUCCUAGUCAAAGCCUAUCGUACCUUCCUGGCUUUCCUUCCCUUUGGUCGGAUAACAAACAGGCGACUACACAAACUUUACAAGCCACCUGUUAUAAUCUUUCUCAUAACUAUUCUCCAGGGGAUCAUCUGUCUUCUCUGGAUGAUAUUUGAUUCUCCUCAUAUUGAUCGCACACCUCCACCCCCAGAAAGCAUGAAGAAAGUAAUGCAGUGUAGUGAAGGCACCACAUUCAUAGGUUUUGGCAUUAUGUUGGCCUAUAUCGGCCUGCUUGCAUUGGUUGGCUUUCUCUUGGCCUUCAAAGGCAGGAAGGUUCCUCAGGAGUUCAGUGAAACAGGCUACAUCAUUUUUAGCAUGCUGAUGUACUUGUUUGUAUGGGCAUGUUUUGUUCCAGUCUAUAUCAUCAAUCGUGAAAAUGCUACUACUGUGCAAGCUUCAGCCAUUUUAGUAUCCAGCUAUGGCGUCAUCUUCUGCCAUUUUUUACCCAAGUGCUACGAAGCAAUUUGGGAGUCAAAGACAGACACACUAGAGAGUAUUCUGAGGAGAUUGCGAGCCCGAACAAAUCCAGAUUUUGAUUCAGAGAUAGAGGUAGGUAUAAAUACCCCUGGAAUGAGCACACUCUCAGAAUCAAGUGGCAGGAUUUCUACAUCAAGUACAACAACUAUAUUGAGGAGCUCAGGGACACUGAGCAAGGUCAGCCUAACUGAUUCAGGGGUGGUCAUAAUGCCUAUGUCCAGUGAAAAGAUUCAUGUCUCUCCUCUGUUUAACACUCUGGGAACAAAAAUGACAAAGAGAUGUAGGAGUAUAUCUUUAUAAAACCUGGAAAAAAAUAUGUGUACUGAGAUUUUAUUAUACCCGUUUGCUCUUUUAACUCUUUUAAAAACUUUUAUGAGAUCUUUUGUGUUCAAAAUGUAAAGUUAAAAUAUGCUUUCUGCUGAAAACGCUAUUCUGUUGUAAAUUCUUUCAUAUAGAAAGAUGGCUGUAUACAAUUACAAGUUGUAUUAAAACAAAAAUGCUCAUUACAUGUUGUCUUGUUGUAAUUAGCUUACAUCACGUGCACAAUUUUUUAUGAAUCAUAAUCCAAAAU